CCUUCCCAAACAAAAAGUUGAAUAAUUUGGAAUAUUAAUUUCGUCAGAAGUAGUGUGUGGUUAAUUGUAUAUUAUAAUUAUAAUGGAGAUGUUGCGUAAAUUCUUCCCAGCCAUCGUUGUCAUCCUCCUUGUUGUUGUUGCCACUGGGGUGUCGCCGGUGCGGGCAGAGAGGGAGUGUGAGACGGUGAGCCUCCGGUUCGAGGGGCCUUGCAUGGUGGAAUCCAACUGCGCCAACGUGUGCCGGACGGAGGGGUUCGUCGGCGGCAGGUGCAGCACGUUCGCACGCCGCUGCAUCUGCAUCAAGCCGUGCUGAGGCUGCCUGUCCGUGCAUCGACCAUGGCCUCAUUUUGCAGCACUAAUUAAUUAAUUAUCAUUUAAAUUUGUCUGCAUCUUUCAGUCAUUAACUAUAAUUUCUUAAAUUUCUUGGGGAAGCUUGAAUAAGUAAAUAUCGUCAUCUCGCUUAAUUCAUGUCACGUUUUCCCUUGACUGGGUGUACAACAGAGUCCUGCAUACAAAAUUGUGUUUGUCUCUCUCUCUCUCUCUUUUUCUUUUGUGUAUUUGUUUUUUGUUGUAAGGAGAUUUCAUGACCAUAGGUUUGUUUGUAUUAGUUGUUUGUUUUGCAUUAUGGGUCAUUAUUGAAUCGAUUGUUAAGUUAUCAUCACAUAGUUAAUGUGGCUAGCUAUGCGCAUGUGCCUACUUAGAUGUCUCCCGGAUACAUUUAUCCUUGUAACCCAAAUACAAGGGUUCCUAUGGGUCGACCGGCUAGAUGUACCAGCCAAAUUAAACAAACUAGCGGUCAA
Molecule: messenger RNA, 800 nt
Organism: Oryza brachyantha (malo sina)
Lineage: Eukaryota; Viridiplantae; Streptophyta; Magnoliopsida; Poales; Poaceae
Product: defensin Ec-AMP-D1-like
Exons: 2
Coding region: 83-313 (76 amino acids)
Biological process (GO): defense response
Source: RefSeq, a predicted model, not a curated record